Messenger RNA from Bombina bombina (fire-bellied toad), 2002 nucleotides. It is a transcript of the gene DCAF13, whose product is annotated as DDB1 and CUL4 associated factor 13. The transcript is spliced from 11 exons. Gene Ontology annotation, biological process: maturation of SSU-rRNA from tricistronic rRNA transcript (SSU-rRNA, 5.8S rRNA, LSU-rRNA). The coding region runs from base 172 to 1509 and encodes 445 amino acids. The record is from RefSeq and is a predicted model, not a curated record. NCBI's taxonomy places the organism in Eukaryota, Metazoa, Chordata, Amphibia, Anura, Bombinatoridae. Gene Ontology annotation, cellular component: nucleolus; small-subunit processome. Gene Ontology annotation, molecular function: protein binding.
UGGCUACGUUAAAAUUUGUAGCAUUAACUUGCCAGAACUAAAGAUGACCGUAUUAGCCUCUCAGUCGUAAUUUCCGCUAACGAAAUCGAUCUUCCCUUAUUUCCGGUGGCCGCAUGUGUAGUGUUUUAGGUGAAUUCUGUAGUCUUGCUAAAUAAAGGUAAAACCUUUAUUAUGAAAGUGAAGGUUUUAUGUCGGAAUCCUGAUGACUAUGUCCGAGAGACAAAGAGGGACCUGCCUAGAGUUCCUCGAAACUAUGACCCCUCAUUACAUCCAUUUGAAGUCCCCCGGGAGUACACAAGAGCCCUGAAUGCCACCAAACUGGAGCGUGUGUUUGCUAAACCUUUCAUUGCCUCACUGGAUGGCCACAGAGAUGGGGUAAACUGCAUGGCAAAACAUCCCAAGAGUUUGUCCAUUGUCUUAUCUGGAGCUUGUGAUGGAGAGGUUAAAAUUUGGAAUUUGCCCAAGCAUGAAUGUGUUAGAACAAUACAAGCACAUGAAGGUUUUGUGAGAGCGCUCUGUGUUCGAUUCUGUGGGACCUCAUUUUUCACAGUUGGAGAUGAUAAGACUGUGAAGCAAUGGACAAUGGAAAGCCCAGCUUAUGGAGUAAAAGAAGAGCCGAUUCACACAAUCCUCUCAAAGAGUGUGAUCACAGGGAUUGACCAUCACUGGAAGAAUGCCGUAUUUGCCACCUGUGGGCAGCAGGUCGAUGUCUGGGAUGAGCAGCGGACAAGUCCUAUGCGUUCCUUUACAUGGGGAGUGGACAGCAUUUCCUGUGUCAAAUUUAAUCCAAUUGAGACACACAUUUUAGGAAGCUGUGCUUCUGAUAGAAAUAUUGUCCUAUAUGAUAUGAGACAGGCAACGCCAUUGAAAAAGGUUAUUCUAGAAAUGAGGACAAAUGCACUCUGUUGGAAUCCUAUGGAAGCUUUUAUAUUCACUGCGGCCAAUGAAAACUACAACUUGUACACAUAUGACAUGCGCUACUUGGACAGCCCUGUAAAGGUUCAUAUGGAUCACGUAUCAGCGGUUCUGGAUGUGGACUAUUCCCCUACUGGAAAGGAGUUUGUGUCUGCAAGCUUUGACAAGUCCAUCCGUAUCUUCCCUGUAAACAAUAUGCACAGCAGAGAGGUGUAUCACACAAAAAGGAUGCAGCACGUCACCAGUGUCAGAUGGUCUCUAGACAACAAAUAUAUCCUGUGUGGCUCAGAUGAAAUGAACAUCCGAAUAUGGAAAGCGAAUGCUUCAGAGAAGCUUGGUGUGUUAUCCCCACGAGAGAGAGCUGCCCAAAACUACAACCAGAAACUAAAAGAGAAGUUCCAGCACCAUCCACAAAUCAAGCGGAUCGCACGGCACCGGCACCUUCCCAAAACCAUCCACAGCCAGAUAAGGGAACAGCGAAUCAUGAGAGAGGCGCGUCGUAGAAAGGAAAUGAAUAGACGCAAACACAGCAAAAAGGACUCCGUACCAAUUGUGACAGAGAAGAAGAAACAUGUGGUGGCUGUGGUCGAAUAGCAAGACUUGUGUUUAAUAAAGUGUUAAUCCAUUCGCUGCUGAAAGAGUUGGCGAAAAUUUCGUCCUCAAUGUAUUACAGCCAAAAAGGGGUUAAAAAAGUGUACUGGGAAUAUAAUGCCAUACUGUGUAGAGGAGCCAACUCUUGUUUUGUAUUUUACUGAAUCUACACGAGUAGACAUUCAGUUUCUUGGUAUUGGAUACAUUCUGGAAGCCUAGGUGCCAUGGCAUGGCAUUUUAUUUGCAGAUCCUAACUAUGGAUUUUUGUACAUAUAUAAAUAUACAUAUAUAAUCAUCCUUGUAUGACUCCUACACCAUGGAUGGCGGCCUUCACUCUUCUUUAUUUGUAAUGUCUCCAUCUGUUUAGACCAUUUCUUUGAAAGAGCGACCUUUUGUAAGGUGUUUUUUUGUUUUUUUUCCCGCCUCACUCUUACUGAUGGUGGAAACACAUUUCCUUUAAUUCCUAAAGUCUAAUAAAAUUUUAAUUCCUCCUAAA